UCACCAGCGAGCGACGGUAGCCAUUUUGAAGUCAACAGUGAAGAAGACGGAAACUGCGUGUUUGUUGUUCAGCGGCUGUUUUUACUCACAAUAAAGACUCAACAUGGCUAUGCAAGCAGCGAAACGCGCUAAUAUACGACUGCCUCCAGAGGUCAACAGAAUCCUUUACGUCAGGAAUCUUCCUUACAAGAUCACAGCUGAAGAAAUGUAUGAUAUCUUUGGGAAAUAUGGACCAAUACGUCAAAUCAGAACCGGGAACACACCUGAAACGAGAGGAACAGCCUACGUGGUGUAUGAAGACAUUUUCGAUGCCAAGAACGCCUGUGACCAUCUGUCAGGCUUCAACGUCUGCAAUCGCUACCUGGUCGUCCUCUACUACAAUGCAAACAGAGCUUUCCAGAAAAUGGACACAAAGAAGAAAGAGGAGCAGUUGAAGCUUCUGAAAGAGAAAUAUGGGAUCAACACAGACCCUCCGAAGUAGACUCCCUGAAACCCCCACCUUUCCACUUCCACACAGUUUUCUUUAUCUGUACAAAUGUCACAACGUUCUUUUUAAUCACUUGGUUGUGUUAGAUUUUUAUUUUUUAUUCUGUAACUUCCAUUCAAAGAUACAUCUGAACCUUCUAGGGAAUCUGGCUGUAUUUUAGCAGGAGGGCUGUGCUGUGUGCAGCCACAGAAUGGUGCUUCUUAAAAUUCGCUUGUCAGUUUGAUUUUCAGGACUUCAAAUAUUGAUGUGUUCCUGUCAGAAAGUGACUGACAGGCGGAACAAACUCUUCAGCAGAAAACAGGGUGCAGAAUAAUGACAUGGUUGUAGUUUUCAGCCUCGUCAGCAUCCUUAAAAUCUGCCACGUCAGAUUUCUUUACUGCCUUCUUCCCCCCACAAACUUUUAAUUUAAACCGUUUCUUCAGCAUGUGAUUUGAGCUUGAGUUGAGCAGAACCAGCUAUGUAAAGGGUAUAAUGUCUGUAAAAUAAAUGUUCUUUUUCCUAAAA
Stegastes partitus (bicolor damselfish) is the source of this 991-nucleotide messenger RNA. It is a transcript of the gene sf3b6, whose product is annotated as splicing factor 3b, subunit 6. The record is from RefSeq and is a predicted model, not a curated record. Gene Ontology annotation, molecular function: mRNA binding. Bases 104 to 481 code for a protein of 125 amino acids. Lineage: Eukaryota; Metazoa; Chordata; Actinopteri; Pomacentridae. The transcript is spliced from 4 exons. Gene Ontology annotation, cellular component: nucleus; cytoplasm.